AUGAAGGCCUCCGUGCUCUCGCUCGUCUUCCUGUCCGGCCUCGCCGCCGCUCAGAUCCCGAGCUGUGCUACCGGCUGCGUCACCAAGUUCACCACCGGCAACUCCAUCGCCGGCUGCGGACAGCUCGACAUUGCCUGCAUCUGCAAGAACGCCGACUUCCUCAACGGCAUAGCCUGCUGCCUGACCUCGGCAUGCGACAAGGACGGCCAGGACCAGGCUGUCCAGUACGCCAAGCAGAUCUGCUCCUCCGCCGGUGUCUCCACCCCAGACAACGUCGUCUGCAACGAAAACUCGUCGUCGAGCGCCGCCGAGUCGUCUGCUACCCAGUCUGCGACUGCCACCGACGACUCUGCCACGACUGCCACGACCGGUUCUUCUGACUCCUCCAGCACCGCCGAGUCGUCCGAGACCACGGCCGCCGAUAGCUCUUCUUCUGCUGCCCCUGCCACGACAAACUCGGCUUCCCGAACCACCGGCGGCUCCUCCACGACUGCGGCCUCGCAGACGGCUGCUUCGACUUCGCAGACGAGCACCAACGUCGCGGCCCCGCUGGCUUCUGCCGGCAGCUUGGUUGGUGCGGCCAUUGCGGUGCUGGCUGCGGCCUUGUAA
This is a messenger RNA of Trichoderma citrinoviride, 609 nucleotides long. RefSeq lists its product as hypothetical. Bases 1 to 609 code for a protein of 202 amino acids. The record is from RefSeq and is a predicted model, not a curated record. The transcript has 2 exons. NCBI's taxonomy places the organism in Eukaryota, Fungi, Ascomycota, Sordariomycetes, Hypocreales, Hypocreaceae.